AAGAAGGGAAUAUAAUUCCUGGUAGCGGGCCAAACUUUGUCUUGGAGGCAGAUGAAUAUGAUUGUUGCUUUCUUGGAUUGUCUCCUUCCGUAGCUGUGGUUACUAGUGUGGAGUGGGAUCAUGUUGACAUCUUUCACGACGAGGAAGCUGUCCUGGAUACCUUUAGGAAGUUUUUACAGAAAGUCAAGAUUGGCGGUCAUCUCAUAAUAUGUGGAGAUAGUGCAGGUGCAUAUUCUUUGGUGAGCAAAUCCAUUAAGGAGCGUGUGUCAGACUGCGAGAUGGUGCUCACAUCACUUGCAUCGAAACCUGGCUACAGUAUAACAACAUACGGAAUUUCUAGUAAAAACGAUUGGCAUGCAUCAUCAGUUACACCCAAUUCACAUGGGGGUCAAGAUUAUGUAUUGUAUCAUAAUAACUGUCCAAUUGGGAAUGUCAGCCUCGUGCUUCCGGGAGUUCAUAACGUUCUGAAUUCGCUGGCAGUUAUUGCAACAGUUGCAUUGUUGGUUUCUGACCAAAAGAAGUUGAAUGCUACUAUCAGCUCAGUAGCAUACCACUUAAGCACAUUUACAGAAGUUCGUGCUGCCCUCCAAGCUGCUAGGCAACUAUUUCCAUAUCAGGCAUUAUGGAUUGUUUUCCAACCACACACUUUCAGCCGUCUAGCUGCCUUGAUGAAAGAUUUCGCUACUGCCUUUGUUGAUGCGGACCAUUUGAUAAUAACUGAGGUCUAUGCUUCCAGGGAGAUGAAUGGGUGUAGUUGUGAUGGGAGAGAACUAGCAUCUUCGAUAAGAGGUCCAUCAUGCGAAUAUAUUCCUAAAAUGGAGGAUGUGAUUGAGAAGUUGGUCUAUGAGAUUUCAUCUGAUAUAAAUCAAGAAAUAGUUGUCCUCACACUCGGUGCAGGUGAUAUAACAACUCUAGGUCCAGAAUUACUCAAACGGUUGCGAGAAAAGUUGUGAAAUGUCUGGGGUAAUCACGGUGUGGGUUAUGUACUCAGUUUUGUCCUCUUGCUAUCGAGUUACUAACCACACAAAGACCUGACCUUACAUAAACUAGGAGGCUGGACCGAUUUGACAAUAUUUGGAGUUCCUUUUUGGUUAAAGAAAAUUGUUGCAGACUUUUGGGGAUACACUAAUUGCAAAAGGAGUUACCCUGAGGGAAAAUUGAAAUGAUUCCGUCUUAGAAGAAAAUGCUUGCAAGUUUGCGGUACUCACUUACAUCCUGAAUGUACCAAGGUAUCUCUUUGUAUUCAGUAUUUAUAUUGCAAGACUUUUGCUGUUAUAUUUUCAAUGCACAGGUUGCAUACUCCUCUGGAGAAUGCUUAACGGCUGUUUAUUGUUAACAAUGAUGAUUUACCUUAAAUAAUCGGCCAUCUUUUCUUUUACA
Messenger RNA from Asparagus officinalis (garden asparagus), 1380 nucleotides. Its product is annotated as UDP-N-acetylmuramate--L-alanine ligase-like. The transcript is spliced from 12 exons. The coding region runs from base 279 to 953 and encodes 224 amino acids. Lineage: Eukaryota; Viridiplantae; Streptophyta; Magnoliopsida; Asparagales; Asparagaceae. Gene Ontology annotation, biological process: biosynthetic process. The record is from RefSeq and is a predicted model, not a curated record. Gene Ontology annotation, molecular function: acid-amino acid ligase activity; ATP binding.